UUCAUAUCCACCCCACCCCUACUAUGUAUGUGUUUCUCAGAUUAAUUUUCCUUUUAUUCUUUUCUGCCUCGGAAUGGUUCCUUCUUUUUUUUAUGUUAAUUUUUGCCGAUAGGCCGAUUUUUGCUGUUACCGUCUAUUUUUUCAUUUUUAAUAGCUCGCCUUUUAUUUAUCAUAUUUGAGGGCUAAGACUAGUUGGAGGGCGGGAUAUGAACAAAGUACACAGAAAAUAGAGUGAAAUUGACGAAAAGGAAGUCUGAACAUAUGCAACUAAGAAAAGAUAAAUAUUGCCGACAAACGUUUGUUGACUUUGCGAGGGAAUAAUGUAAUAGUAGC
Messenger RNA from Meloidogyne enterolobii, 333 nucleotides. Lineage: Eukaryota; Metazoa; Nematoda; Chromadorea; Rhabditida; Meloidogynidae. The record is from the annotation of a GenBank genome assembly.